AUGGCCUUCGUCUGGCUCCUCUCCUGCUUCACCCUCAUCGGGGUCUCCGUAGGUUCUGGGACCCCUCCCAGUGACCCAGAGCUGGUCAUUACACCCAGGAUCAUCAAUGGGAGCAACGCCCUUCCUGGUGCCUGGCCUUGGCACGUGUCUCUGGCGACUUCCACUGGACGCUUCAAGUGUGGGGGCUCCCUGAUCGACAGGUUCUGGGUGAUCACCGCCGCCCACUGCAAUGUCACGAUUUCUGACCGAGUUGUGACUGGUUUUUUUGAUGUAAAUGUCCCUGACCAUUUCGUUGAAGUUCUGAGUAUUGCCCAGGUUUUCAUACACCCCAAGUUUGACUUGACCACAGUCUACAGUGACAUCGCCCUGCUGAAGCUGGACACGCCUGCUCGUUUUCAUCACUCAGUGUCCCCUGUUCUCCUGCCCAGUGUUGGUGCCCACUUCCCUUCUGGAACCUGGUGCAAAAUUAUGGGCUGGGGGUACCUGCACCCCAAUGGCACAGGCCGCCCUGUAGUGCUGCAGCAGGCCACUGUGUACCUCCAUCCCAUUGCCACCUGUAGGAAGUUUUGGCCUGCCUUCAAAACCGACUCCAUGAUCUGUGCUGGGUACAAAGGUGUCAGCUUCAGCCGUGGCGACUCUGGUGGCUCCCUGGUCUGCCGCAAGAGGGGAACCUGGAUCCUGGUGGGCAUCUUGUCCUUUUUCGCUAAAAACCACCCCACCAGGAUGCCCUUUGUGGUCACUCGUGUCCCUACAUUCAUACCCUGGAUUGAGGAAAUCAUGGCUCACAACUGA
Messenger RNA from Condylura cristata (star-nosed mole), 792 nucleotides. Its product is annotated as chymotrypsinogen B2-like. Gene Ontology annotation, biological process: proteolysis. NCBI's taxonomy places the organism in Eukaryota, Metazoa, Chordata, Mammalia, Eulipotyphla, Talpidae. The record is from RefSeq and is a predicted model, not a curated record. Bases 1 to 792 code for a protein of 263 amino acids. Gene Ontology annotation, molecular function: serine-type endopeptidase activity. The transcript is spliced from 7 exons.